This is a messenger RNA of Purpureocillium takamizusanense, 2793 nucleotides long. RefSeq names its product Elongation factor G, mitochondrial (gene MEF1). The record is from RefSeq and is a predicted model, not a curated record. Gene Ontology annotation, cellular component: mitochondrion. The transcript is spliced from 4 exons. Gene Ontology annotation, molecular function: GTP binding; translation elongation factor activity; GTPase activity. The coding region runs from base 117 to 2480 and encodes 787 amino acids. Gene Ontology annotation, biological process: mitochondrial translational elongation. NCBI's taxonomy places the organism in Eukaryota, Fungi, Ascomycota, Sordariomycetes, Hypocreales, Ophiocordycipitaceae.
GUCAAUUGGACCCAGGUGAGCUCGGCCUGACUACGAUCCUUUCUCGCACCGAGCAAGUGAGGGACGCAAACACCGCUUUGCGACUCGCGCAGGCCAUACGCUGCGGCACAUCAAAGAUGUCUGCAUCGUCGGCCGUCAAGUGGCUCAAUUGUCGCCUGCUAUGUGCGGCCCAAGGACCGACCCGAGUAGCUCGCGACGGCCCGAGUGUCUUCAACCCCUGGUGCCGGCAGGCCGCGCGAUCCUUUACACGGACAUGCACACGUCCAGCGAGCGCUGCGCAGGAAGCCCUAAAGAAAGCUCAGGAUGAUGCCGCCAGCCUAACGCCCGAGUAUGUAGCCGCGAACAUGGCUCCAGAGGAGGCGCAGCGACUCUCGCGAGUGCGCAAUAUUGGCAUCGCAGCUCAUAUCGACAGCGGCAAAACUACAGCCACCGAGCGAGUCCUUUUCUACACUGGUCGCAUCAAGGCCAUACACGAAGUAAGAGGCAAGGAUGCCGUGGGCGCCAAGAUGGACUCGAUGGAACUAGAGCGAGAAAAGGGAAUCACCAUACAGUCCGCCGCGACAUUUUGCGACUGGAAAAAGGUGGAAAACGAUAAAGAGGAGACAUAUCACUUCAAUCUGAUCGACACCCCCGGUCACAUCGACUUUACCAUUGAGGUGGAGCGCGCCCUGCGUGUGUUGGAUGGUGCUGUCAUGAUUCUCUGUGCUGUGAGCGGAGUGCAGUCACAGACGACCACUGUCGACCGCCAGAUGAAACGCUACAAUGUUCCGCGCAUCUCCUUCAUCAACAAGAUGGAUCGAAUGGGCGCCAACCCCUGGAAAGCCGUGGAACAGAUCAACUCGAAGCUCAAGAUGCCCGCCGCAGCCAUUCAGAUUCCUAUUGGGGCUGAAGAUGAGUUUGAAGGCGUCGUUGACCUCAUCGAGAUGAGGGCGCUAUACUUCGAAGGGCCUCGUGGUACGAAGGUCAGGGUCGCCGAUCAGAUACCCGGCCCGUUUCUAGAAAUUGCCAAGGAGAAACGGCAAGUUCUCAUUGAGAAGCUUGCAGAUGUGGAUGACGACAUUGCCGAACUAUUCUUGGAGGAACAGGAACCCACGAAUGCUCAGAUCAAGGCUGCAAUUCGCAGGGCUACCAUUGCCCGGUCCUUCACUCCUGUCCUCAUGGGUUCAGCGCUGGCGGACAAGGCGGUCCAACCAAUGCUCGAUGCCGUCUGCGACUACCUCCCGGAUCCUGCGCAGGUCGACAAUACUGCUCUCGACAAGUCCCGGGGUGAGCGGGAGGUAAAACUCGUGCCGUACAACUCGCUGCCUUUCGUGGGACUGGCCUUUAAGUUGGAAGAGAACAACUAUGGCCAGCUUACAUACAUACGUGUCUACCAGGGAACACUCACAAAGGGCACAUAUCUGUACAAUUCUCGGACGGACAAAAAGGUGCGGAUCCCGCGCAUUGUGCGCAUGCAUUCCAACGAAAUGGAGGACGUGUCCGAAGUUGGCGCUGGCGAAAUUUGCGCCGUCUUUGGUGUGGACUGUGCGUCGGGCGACACCUUCACCGACGGUGGCCUUCCAUACACGAUGUCUUCCAUGUUCGUUCCCGAUGCUGUCAUGUCGCUGUCGAUCAAACCAAAGCGGACUGCGGAUGCCGAUAGCUUCAGCAAGGCCAUGAAUCGAUUUCAGCGUGAGGACCCGACGUUCAGGGUGCAUGUUGACCCUGAGAGCGAAGAAACUAUUAUCUCUGGCAUGGGUGAACUGCAUCUCGAGGUUUACGUUGAGCGGCUGCGACGAGAAUACAAGACUGAGUGCAUCACGGGCCAGCCUCGCGUGGCUUAUCGAGAGACGAUUUCACGUCGCGCCGACUACGAUUAUCUCCUGAAGAGACAAAGUGGCGGACCUGGCGACUUCGCACGCGUGGCAGGAUACAUUGAGCCCUUUGACAGGCCUGAUGAGAAUCACUACGAAAGUCAAGUUGUGGGUGGGCAUAUUCCUGACAAGUUUCUGACAGCAUGUGCGAAAGGCUUUGACCUCGCAUGCGAGAAGGGCCCCCUGCUUGGCCACCGUGUCAUUGGGGCCAAGAUGAUUGUCAACGACGGAGCUACUCAUGUCACGGACUCAUCCGACUAUGCUUUCAACCUGGCUACGCAGAUGGCCUUCCGCAAGGCUUUUACCGACGCUGGAGGCCAAGUGUUGGAACCCCUCAUGAAGACGACGAUCACGGCGCCCAACGAGUUUCAGGGCAACAUCCUCAUGCUCAUGAACAAGCGAAAUGCCACGAUUCAUGACACGGAGAUUGGUAGCGAGGAAUUCACGCUCAUUUGCGACUGCAGCCUCAAUGCCAUGUUUGGCUUCAGCUCUCAACUUCGCGCAGCUACGCAAGGAAAGGGCGAGUUUAGCAUGGAAUUUAGCCACUACGCUCCAGCUCCCCCUCAUCUACAGAAAGAGCUUGUUGCCAAGUACCAGGCGGAAUUGGAGGCAAAGAGGACCAAAUAGUGUAUCGCGUCGGCGAAUUAUCCUGGGGGCUGAUUGUAAAACGACUCUCCACUUUGUACGAUGGGAAUCGACAACGAUGUAGGUAUUUAAAACUGUAUUAGUACUGGCGAGAGGCGGCACCUAAGCUGUGAAAGACUCUCGAUGGCAGAUACGGCGGAUUUUGACCAUGGCGUGGAUGGGCGCCGAUAUAGACACUGCGACGGGGAAAAGGUUAAAUGGUAGUUACACGAAAGGUAACAUUGACGUAGGGGCAAGUGCCGCCCAACCUCAUUGUGAUGCAAAUCUCACGCGCCAAGACACUGCAUCAAGGCGG